Molecule: messenger RNA, 2448 nt
Organism: Aspergillus affinis
Lineage: Eukaryota; Fungi; Ascomycota; Eurotiomycetes; Eurotiales; Aspergillaceae
Product: beta-glucosidase
Exons: 2
Coding region: 1-2448 (815 amino acids)
Biological process (GO): glucan catabolic process
Molecular function (GO): beta-glucosidase activity
Source: RefSeq, a predicted model, not a curated record
AUGAAGGUGACGGGCGCGCUCCUGUCGACGCUCUGGCUGGCAGCCGUCGAGGCCAACACGUGCCAACCCUCUGGUCCAUUUACUGGGACGCCGUUUAGCUAUGUUCCCCCGGAGAACGCCACCGUCCUGAACCCCUAUGGCGCUUCUCCCGCCGUGCAUCCGUCUCCGAAAACGACGGGGAAUGGAGGCUGGGAAAAGGCCGUGAAACAGGCCAAACACUUUGUCUCUCAGCUGACCGACGACGAGAAGGCGUGGAUGGCCACGGGUCAGCCGGGUCCUUGUGUGGGCAACGUGCUGCCCAUCCCUCGGCUCAAUUUCACCGGUCUGUGUCUACAAAACGGUCCCCAAUGCGUUCAGCAGGGUGACUACUCCAGCGUGUUCGUUAGCGGCGUGUCGGCUGCCGCCAGCUGGGACCGGAAAUUGCUGUACGAUCGAGCCUACGCCCAGGCGCAGGAGCAUAAACAGAAAGGCUCCCAUGUCAUCCUGGGUCCCGUGGCCGGUCCGCUGGGUCGCAGCCCCUACGGAGGACGCUCCUGGGAAGGAUUCGCCGCCGACCCGUAUCUGACGGGAGUCUGCAUGGAGAAAUCCAUCCUGGGAAUGCAGGACGCCGGAGUGCAGGCGAACGCGAAGCACUUCAUCGCGAACGAGCAGGAGACGCAGCGCAACCCCACCUACCGCCCCGAUGCCAACGAAACCACCUACAUUCAGGACUCGGUAUCGGCCAACGUGGAUGAUCGCACGCUGCACGAGAUCUACAUGUGGCCGUUUGCCAAUGCGGCCAAGGCGCGCGUUGCCAGCUUCAUGUGCUCCUACAAUCGACUCAAUGGCUCGCAUUCCUGCCAGAACUCGUACUUGCUGAACCACCUGCUCAAGGGUGAACUGGGCUUCCAGGGCUACGUCAUGUCGGACUGGGGUGCGACCCAUAGCGGCGUCGCCUCCAUCGAGAGUGGCAUGGACAUGACGAUGCCCGGCGGCUUCACGGUGUACGGAGAGCUGUGGACGGAGGGUUCGUUCUUCGGAAAGAACCUGACGGAGGCCAUCAAGAACGGUACCGUCAGUUCCGAUCGGAUCGAUGACAUGAUUGUCCGCAUCAUGACGCCCUAUUACUGGCUCGGUCAGGAUAAGCCAUCCUACCCCAGCGUGGACUCUCAGGUGGCCUUGCUCAACACUGACUCCCCCAUCAAGGACUGGCUGUAUGACUGGAAGUUCACGGGGUCGAGCAACCGCGACGUCCGGGGCAAUCAUAGUGCCCUGAUUCGCCAACACGGCGCUGCAUCGACGGUGCUUCUCAAGAACGAGCGAAACGCCUUGCCCCUGCGCAAGCCUCGCAACAUUGUCAUUGCUGGAAACGACGCCGGCCCGAUCAUCGAUGCCGCCACCACGCGAUCCAACGCCGAAUACGGUGUGCUAGUGAACUCGGGCUCGUCGGGGUCUUGCCGAUUGACCACCUUGUCGACACCUCUGGAGGCCAUCACGGCUCGCGCUCUCCGACACGGUGGCAUCGUGCAGCCCUAUUUGAACAACACCCUGGUCGCGGAGAACUCCCUCCCGUCCCUACUCACCGUCCAAUCCCCGGAUGUCUGCCUGGUCUUUCUCAAGUCGUACGGCCAGGAAGGCGAAGACCGUCAGACGUUGGAGUUUGACUGGGACGGCAACAAGGUCGUCGAGUCAGUCGCCAACGACUGCAAUAACACCGUCGUUGUCACCCAUUCCGCCGGCGUCAACGUCUUCCCCUUCGCAGACCAUCCCAACGUCACCGCCAUUCUCGCCGCGCAUUAUCCCGGCGAGCAGGCCGGCAAUGCCAUCGCAGACCUCCUGUACGGCGACGUGAAUCCGUCCGCCAAGCUUCCCUACGUGAUCGCCUACAACGAGUCCGACUACAACGCGCCGCUGACCACCGGAUCCGCCACGAACGGCACCUACGACUGGCAGAGCUGGUUUGACGAGAAGCUGGAAGUCGGCUAUCGCUACUUCGACGCCCACGAUAUCCCCGUUCGCUACGAGUUUGGAUUUGGCCUCAGCUACACGACCUUCAACCUGACCACCCUCUCCCCCAAGACCUCGGUUCCGUUCAACCUGACCGCCCUGCCCGAGGCCCGUCCCGUCCAGCCCGGCGGCAAUCCCGCACUCUGGGACAAGGUAUACUCUCUGACCGCGCAGGUCUCCAACGCGGGUGAUGUCGACGGAUUCGCCAUUCCCCAGCUCUACGUGCAGUUCCCCUCCUCCGCUCCCUCUGGUACUCCCCCGAAUCAGCUGCGUGGCUUCGACAAGGUCUGGCUGCGGGCAGGGGAGACCAAGACGGUGACCUUUGACCUGAUGCGUCGGGACCUCAGUUACUGGGAUGUCGUCGCCCAGGAUUGGCGCAUUCCAACCGGUGCUUUUACCUUUAAAGCCGGCUUCAGUAGUCGGGACUUCCGGGCCAAGGCCACGGCGACUCUGUUGAAGUGA